Messenger RNA from Cryptotermes secundus, 2409 nucleotides. RefSeq names its product putative inorganic phosphate cotransporter. NCBI's taxonomy places the organism in Eukaryota, Metazoa, Arthropoda, Insecta, Blattodea, Kalotermitidae. Gene Ontology annotation, biological process: monoatomic anion transport; transmembrane transport. The coding region runs from base 701 to 2188 and encodes 495 amino acids. The record is from RefSeq and is a predicted model, not a curated record. Gene Ontology annotation, molecular function: transmembrane transporter activity. Gene Ontology annotation, cellular component: plasma membrane. The transcript is spliced from 11 exons.
CGUCACAGAGAGCUUUGUUUUCAUUUAUUAUAGAGCCAGCAUUUGUGUAAUUGGCCUGUAGUUUCCUGAUAUUACCGCCAGGUGUCAUAAUCAUGUUCUGAAUCAGAAUAAACGUGUCCGUGUUGUCGUCAUUAAGCAAUGUGACAGUACAAAUGUUAUUUUCUGUGUUUAAUAGCUACUUCCAGAUAUGAUGUUGACACGACUGAAUUGUGGACAAGCGCCGUUGUUGUACAAGGCAGUGGACGCUUCAUAGGAGUGGGGGAAGUCUCCACCUACCGCUGGUAGUUUUUUUUUUCAUGUUUACCAACACUUUCCUGUAUUAGGACACUUCGUACGACCAGACCGAGGGGGGUCAAACUAUGGACUGUAGAUAACCGAGUGAUUAGAACAAGUUCAUAAAGUAGGGUCCAUUUUGAAGUCAGUAACACUGGAGUUCAGGCGAGGAAAGCAUAUCCAAUACAAUAUAACUCGCUUCAUCAUAUGCAUGAAAACAUCAUUAGAAACAUUACAAUCAAUGAGAAGUUGUAAUCGGUUAUGUUCAUAUAUCUUCGAUAGAGAACAUCAUUCGUGUCUUAUCAGAACAUUUCAAAUUCAACGCGUAUGAGAAAGAUAUUAACUAGUCCUUAUUCUAAUAUUACAUAUGAAAGAAUCUCACUUCUGUGUGUGGCUUAAACAAAAUAUCGUCUCUUGUUGAAGAAACAUGUCGAAACUGAAUGAACUGAAUUCAGCAAAGUUUUACGGAACAACUGCAAUCAGGCCUACAAUGGGUGAGGAUGAACCUGCUCCCCGGCCAUCCCGGCUGUUUGGAGUGAGGCACUUGGAGAUACUGCUCAUGUUCUUGUGCCUGGCUGUUGCAUAUUCACUGAGAGUUAACUUGUCUGUCGCAAUUGUGGCCAUGAUGGACAGAAAUGGGACAGGGGUUGACUUUCCAGAAUACCAUUGGGACAACACUGUGAAAGCAAAUAUAUUAACUUCUUUCUUCUGGGGCUAUGUUGUAACACAGUUACCAGCAGGACAACUUGCCCAAAGAUUUGGGCCAAAGAUCCUUCUUACAGGAUCCUUAUUUGUAUGCUCCCUGUUCACCAUUCUGCUGCCAGUGGCAGCAGAAGUUGGUGAUUGGGGUCUUGUAUGUGGAACAAGAGUAAUUCAAGGACUGGCUCAGGGAUUCAUAUUUCCAUCCAUCCACACUCUUCUCUCCAGCUGGACUCCCACUGAGGAACGAGGCAGAUUUGGCACAUAUGUAUAUGCAGGAGGGCAAGUUGGGACCAUCAUAGCCAUGCCUUUGUCUGGGGCUCUUGCAUCUUCAUCAAUAGGCUGGCCAUCUAUCUUCUACAUAUUUGGUGCGCUGGGUAUAUGCUGGGUUCUUCUUUGGGUGUUUCUUGGAGCAGACCGACCUGCCACUCACAGGUUCAUCUCAAAAGCAGAAAAAGCUUACAUUGAGACCAACCUUGGUUCCACAUUAUCCACCAACAUGAAACGUCAGACCCCUUGGAUUGACAUUUUCACUUCACUGCCCAUGUGGGCUGUAGUCAUUGCCCACUGUGGCCAGAACUGGGGUUUCUGGACUUUGCUUACAGAGAUGCCAUCUUACAUGAAUUCCAUCCUCAAGUUUGACCUCAAAUCAAAUGGUCUUUUGUCAGCUCUACCAUACCUUGUUAUGUGGCUGAUGAGUUUUGUCUUCAGUUGGGCAUCAGAUUUUCUCAACACGAGGCGGAUAAUAUCACUUGGUACAUCCAGAAAAAUAUUCAAUAGUAUUGGACACUGGAUUCCUGGACUAGCACUGAUUGGACUAACCUUGUCUAGCACGGAUGACACCACAGCGGCUGUGGCAUUGCUUACACUUGCAGUAGGAGUCAACUCUGCUGCUUACGUUGGUUUCCAGCUGAAUCACAUUGAUUUAUCUCCAAAUUAUUCUGGUACUAUGAUGGGAAUCACUAACUGCUUGUCAAACAUCAUGUCUAUUAUUGCUCCACUCGUUGUAGGAUUCAUAGUCACAGAUGAGAAUGAUGCAACACAGUGGAAAACUGUGUUCUAUAUUUCGUCUGGCAUUUACUUUGCUGGUAACCUAUUUUUUGUGUUAUUUGGCAAAGCUGAAAUCCAACCUUGGAAUGAACCCGAUCCACCAAAAGACACAGAUCGUGCACAAAACAUUGGUAUGAAGGAAACACAUGAAGACAAAAAGUUGUGAUGAGUAUCUGUGAUUGCCUUAACAUAGUACUUUCUUGCAAUGCUGAAGUAUGGAGUGUACCAUGACAUGUUGUAUGGAAGUCAGACAGUAUCUCCUGCAGCUCUUCAUACCUGAUGCAGCAAGAACAGUACAACAGAACAACGUACAAUGCAACAACAAAGAUAUUUGUACAUAUUGUAAAUAUUUUAUAUUGCAUCACAUAAUAAACUAUUAUUCAGAAA